AUGAGUUACCAUGGCCUCACGUUGAAUUCCUUUACAUUCAGUGGCCACGAUCAGUAUGACUUCACAAACCCCAAUCUGCAGCGCAGUACUGUAGCCGCCAUAGUUGCCUCGUCGAUUUUUUUCCUCUAUUGCAUCUUUCCAUAUUUCAGCUCAUUGCCUCUUACGAUUUGUCAAUAUCUGUGGAACAUACUCAUCUACAUGAUUCCAUCUCGCAUAGUGGCGGCGCUCGAUGCAGGAAACAAGGACACCGACACAGAUCCUUCGUCCAGGUAUCCCAGCUUCCACGCGAAGGAGCAGGCGAUGCGACGCAUAACCGGAUUCGACAAGACCUCUCUAGAUUCCAUAUUGCCACGUGCGCGAAGCCUGUCGAGCUUGGGAACUGCUCUUUUGGGCGGCAGAGAAUACAUUCCGCCUGGCCUUGGGAAUUGGGACAAUUCUUGCUACCAGAAUAGCGUCAUACAGGGACUAGCAUCUCUCCAAUCGUUUGCCAACUAUCUGGAUCGCAAUCUCCGUAAAUUAGACGCUCGAAGCCGGCUGUCGGCGCACAAUGCCCUCAGGGAUACUUUAGCAAAAUUGAAUGAUCCGGCGAAUCAUGGUCAGAAACUAUGGAUACCAUCAGAACUGAAAUCCAUGAGCAGUUGGCAGCAGCAGGAUGCUCAAGAGUAUUUCUCGAAAAUCGCGGACCAACUGGAUAGAGAGGUUCGGGAGGCGUCAAGAUUAUUUACUACUAAUCCUGGGCUGAGCAUGGACGGUCAACGUGGAAGUUUCCUGAUUUCUUCGAAGAUACUUGGGAAUGAAAAGCUGGUGGGGCGCCAUGCUGAGCAGCUAGACUAUAUGCAUAACCCUCUCGAGGGCCUUCUCGCUCAGCGCGUAGGCUGCAUUAGUUGUGGAUGGACUGAGGGCUUAUCGCUUAUUCCCUUCAAUUGCUUGACUGUUUCUCUUGGAAGGAAGAGAGAAUAUGAUAUUCGAGAAUGUCUCGAUGACUAUAUGGCUUUGGAAACCAUUGAGGGUGUGGAAUGCGCCAAAUGUACACUAUUACGUGCGCAAGAACAGCUCAAUCGUCUCCUGAUUGAUAUCGACAAAGAUGAAGACCUUGGGAAGGGCUCCCAGGUACCCAACCUUUCGUCUACAUUGAAAAACUCUGCCGAAGCACGCCUCCAGGCUGUCCGAGAAGCCUUGCACGAAGAAGAUUUCAACGAGAAAGCGUUAUCAAAGAAAUGCCAUAUACCUUCAAAGAACAGAGUCUCGGCAACUAAAUCCCGUCAGGCGGUCAUUGCCAGAGCUCCAAAGAAUUUGGUGCUCCACGUCAAUCGAAGUGUUUUUGAUGAGGAAACUGGUGCUUUGCGGAAGAACCACGCUGAUGUCCGAUUUCCAGCCGUUAUUGAUCUAGGCGAUUGGUGUCUUGGGACUCGCAAUCUGGGCAAAGGAAAAGACUCGCCAGAAGUCUGGGAUCUAGAUCCCCAGUCUUCAAUGUUACCAACCUCAGGCGCCAGGAACGAAAUAAUCCAUCGUAAAUAUGAGCUGCGAGCUGUUCUAACACAUUUCGGAAGGCACGAGAAUGGGCAUUAUAUCUGCUUUAGGAAGUUUUCAGCUAAAGAUUUCCCGGUCGGUGCCUCUGAGGACGUGGGUAGUGAGAAGGAGGCGAGCCAUAGGUGGUUCCGCCUCAGUGACGAAGAUGUUCGAUGUGUUAGUGAGCAAGCAGUACUCGGUCAGGGCGGCGUUUUCAUGCUGUUCUAUGAGUGCGUCGAGGAAACAGGGUCGAAUUACCAGAGCCAAUCGAUGGGACCUGGUGACGGAAACACGGAGGUGGAGAAUUCACAACCACCCGAAUCAUCGGAUACUCAAGAAUCUAACAAGGCACCCGGCGAUACCAAUCUUGCCGCCUUCACAGAAAACGGGAUGUUCUUAGCUGAAUCAAAGACAUGCAGUUUUGAAACGCCAGGUACCAGCUCGGACACUCAGUUCUCAUCAUCUCCCCCCGACCCAAUGAUCUUAUUUCAUGGGAAUGUAAAACAUCAAGAGUUGCCAAACGGUCAUCCAAUUGCAGCUUGA
Talaromyces atroroseus is the source of this 2052-nucleotide messenger RNA. RefSeq lists its product as hypothetical. Gene Ontology annotation, molecular function: cysteine-type endopeptidase activity; cysteine-type deubiquitinase activity. NCBI's taxonomy places the organism in Eukaryota, Fungi, Ascomycota, Eurotiomycetes, Eurotiales, Trichocomaceae. Gene Ontology annotation, cellular component: cytosol; nucleus. The transcript has a single exon. The coding region runs from base 1 to 2052 and encodes 683 amino acids. Gene Ontology annotation, biological process: protein deubiquitination. The record is from RefSeq and is a predicted model, not a curated record.